AUGAGUAGCAUGGACUCCAACGAUAUCUAUUUCUAUCAACCUCCCAGUCAAGCUAUUUUUCCUUCUGAUACCAGUGCUCUCGACUAUAACAACGACUCAACAGGCCAUUGGAUACCGCUUAUUAUGGAUACGUUAAAAACAGUGAAAAUCGAUUCAAACACCUUCUACAUCUCCAGUUUUUCCAACCAACUAUGA
This is a messenger RNA of Paraglomus brasilianum, 195 nucleotides long. Lineage: Eukaryota; Fungi; Glomeromycota; Glomeromycetes; Paraglomerales; Paraglomeraceae. The record is from the annotation of a GenBank genome assembly.